CAACUAAUUCUUCCUAUCAAAUUUGAGAGUGCUAAAUAGCUUAGAGUUACCUAACAUUUUUUUGGUUGAAGGGAAGGAAAUUAAAUCAUGCCCAAUAUCAUGUAUCGUUUUUUCAUCAUCUCCCUUUGUUUGUGUGUUGCAAGCUCAACAUCAAAAGGAAGAAUAGAGUAUCUUCCAGGAUUUCAAGGACCUCUUCCUUUUUAUUUGGAAACCGGCUAUGUUGGCGUGGAUGUGAAUGAGGAUGUUCAAUUGUUUUAUUACUUCAUUCAUUCUGAGUCAAAUCCCAAAGACGAUCCUCUCAUACUCUGGCUUACCGGUGGUCCGGGUUGUUCCUCCAUUUCUGGCCUCCUCUUUGAAAUCGGUCCAAUUGAAUUUGAGGCCGUGGCUUAUAACGGAAGCUUGCCGAGUUUGAUUUUGAGAUCCCGUUCAUGGACAAGCAAACAACGCCAUCGUGUUCCCUUUGAUGUCUCCUACAAAUCCCACCCAAACUCGUCUCUGAUCGAUCUUCGGAGCAAGUGGCUCGAAAGUCAUAUGGAGUUCAUUUCCAACCCGUUCUACAUUGGAGGCGACUCGUACUCUGGAAACCCAAUCCCCAUAAUUACACAAAUAAUAUCAAAUGGAAACGAAGUUGGCAUUAAGCCUUGCAUUAAUAUAAAGGGAUACGUACUCGGGAACCCUUUGACAUUCCCGGAAGAAGACAAUUAUAAAAUACGAUUUGCAAAUGGUAUGGGGCUUAUUUCCGAUGAACUCUAUAAGUCACUAUUCCACAGUUGUCAAGGCGAGUAUCGAUCGGACUACAUAAACCCAGACAAUGUAGAAUGUCUGCAAAAUCUUGCGUUAUACGAGAAAUGUAUAGACGGGAUCCAACAGCCCCAAGUAUUGGAACCAUAUUGUGGUGAUACUGAAUCGCCAAUCAAACUACCUAGCCAAAUGUUGUCUAAAGAGCGACGUCUACUUUCUGCAUUUUAUUGCCGGUUUGAUGAAACACGUCUAGCUUAUUACUGGGCAAAUGAUGUCGGCGUUAGAGAAGCAUUGCGAAUCAGAAAGGAGAGCAUUGGAACCUGGAUAAGAUGCAAUUAUGAUUUAAAUUUCACGACGAUAGUAGAUGAUGUCAGACCUUAUCAUCUCAACCUCAGCAACAAGGAUUAUCGAUCACUUGUAUACAGUGGUGACCACGAUAUGGUUAUUCCUCACCAAUCGACUCAAGCAUGGAUAAAAGACCUUGGCUACACUGUUAUUGAUCAAUGGCGAUCAUGGAAGGUUCAUGGUCAAAUCGCAGGGUACACAGAGACUUAUUCCAAUAGAAUGACAUAUGCCACUGUAAAGGGUGGGGGGCACACAGCCCCCGAGUACAAGCCCGAAGAGUGUUUUGUGAUGUUCAAAAGGUGGAUACACGAUCAACCAUUGUAAUCCAUCAAUGCACAUUAAUAAACAUACGACUUGGAAGAUAUAUGGUCUACAAAUCUUGUAUUGUCUAUUCAUUCAACAAAUACCAAAAAUAAAAAAGGCAAUUAUAUUGUAUAAAUGAGAUGUCUAUCACGAUACCAUGCAUAAUUUGAAAGAGGCUAACUUAAUUUAUGGGUG
Messenger RNA from Lactuca virosa, 1584 nucleotides. NCBI's taxonomy places the organism in Eukaryota, Viridiplantae, Streptophyta, Magnoliopsida, Asterales, Asteraceae. The record is from the annotation of a GenBank genome assembly.